AUAACCUACAGACGGCUACAAAAGAAGGGCGAGGAACAAAUUAGACAGAAAGUGAAAGUGUUUGUCAUUGUAUCCGGGAGUGUAUGAAAACAACCAAGCGAUAGUCAGAGAGUUAUGUUUGUACAUUUUCAUUCAGUAUGGCAGAAUAUCAGUAUGCUGUGAUUUUCAAGGCAAACGACCUCUCAGAUGGAGAAAUGAAAAAGAUUAGAAACUAUUUUAAGAUCAAGCGGCAGUCUGGCGGAGGAGACUGUGGGGAAGUGAAAAAGGUGGGAGACAACACCUAUAAGAUAAACUUCUUGGAAAAAGAAGCACAAGACAGAGUAUUAAGCAAAACCGAUCACAUAAUCAGUCUUCCUGGACGAGGAGAUGUACACAUCUUUAUAAAACACCAUGACAUUAAAGAAGAGAAACCGCUUCUGCCACAUUCCACAUCUGAAAAACAAGUCACUGGAGAUACACCUAUGCAGAAAGUUUUUAAACUGGACCCAUACUUACUAAACUUUCUGAAAGACAAUUCAAAAGCAAAGUCAGAUUUAAAUGAUCAGCUCUCCUCUUUGCUAAGCAGCUUUAAGUUAGACAUGGUUACUGAGACAGUAGUGGUAAUAAGGGAUGCAGUUCAAACAGGUCAAAGUGAUAUCCAGCAGAAGUGGGAAGAAAAGAUGGAUAUAGUGUUCUCAGACCUGCAGGAUCGCUAUAUAUUCCAUUUUGAGGUGGAUCCUAAGAGGCUAGAGAUUCUACAAAAACAAUCUUUCCAGUUCUCACAAAACCUUGGGAUUUAUGAAGAAAAACAUUUAGCAGUGAUAGUUGGAGAAAAAAAUGAAGUGCAGAAGCUUUUUAAUUAUUUAGAUGCUUUUCAUUUGCGACAGCAAGCCCAUAAAGAAUGUCCUGUGUCUGAGACACAUUAUGCACUUGUGAAGGAGCAGUUUGAGCAGAAGAUGAAGUCCGAUUAUCCAAAGAUCCGGAUUACACAAGAGCGACCUGACAAGCUUGUCCUAAACGGUCUUGAAGAACAAGUCCAUUCAGCAGAAAGAAAUCUUAAAGAUUUGCUGAAUCAGGUUCAAGAGAAAAGAAUCCCACUGCCUCAUCCCAUUAAAGCAUUUUUGUCAUCUAGUGGUGCUAUUCAGAUCUUUCAGACACGAUUUCAGGAGAAUCUCUGCAGUCCAGUUUUGAUUGAUGCCACAGGCUCUGGCUCGGAUUUGGUUCUGCUAAGUUUGUCCACAGGUGCACUUCAGGAAGCAACAACUGCAAUACGGAGAGAUCUGUGUAUGGAGACGGUGGUGCUUGAGAAAGCUGAAUCUGAGUCACCAGGAAUCGAUGCUUUGAAACAGGCUUUGAAUCCUGCAUUACAACAGGCUAAUCAUGGAACUUCUAAAGUGGAAAUUAGCUACGAGCCAGGACCAGUGUCUGACCCCACAAUGAGGGUGCAACUGGUGGGCUACGGCCCUGAAGUCAAUAAAUUAAAAAAUAUUAUACAGGUCCACAAGCAAAACUAUACAGAACACAGUGACACUGUGCCUCUAUGUUCAGCAGAACUAGUGGAUAAUUUAUCUGAACUUCUGUCACUACUAGGUGUGGAAGCAUCUGGUGUAAAACUAAUGGCUUCAUCCUCACCUUCCCCAUGUGUCCAUGUCUCAGGACCUCGGUGUAAAGUAAUUGAUAUGAAGAAGAAACUGCAGUCAUCAUUUAGCCAUCUUAUAUGGAAGGAAACUUCAGUAAAUGGUCCUGGAGUCCUGCAGUUCUUUCAAGAGGAAGGUUUAAACACACAGAGAUCAUUACAGAGUUCCUGUCAGGUUUUGAUUACCCUCAAAAAUAUUGACCAAACAAGUGCUGCAACAGCCAGAAGCACAGCAUUUAGCAGUCUCCCUACCAUACCUGCUUCUGUGUCACAUCCACAUUACUCUGUAGCCGUGGAAAUUGUAUUUGGAGGUCUUGAAGUUCAGCAGGCCAAUGUACUUGUUGCCCCCAUGUUGAGUACACACUUGACUUCAACUAAAGUUGGGAAAGCCUUUCUUAAAAAAGGAGGGCAACAAUUACAGAGAAAUUUUGAUUCUGCCAAAGGAAGAUGCAGAAUUACACCUGGAGAUGUGCUGGAGGUAGAUGGGACUCCACUAGGGUGCAAAAAGGUUUUCUUUAUUGAAUGCUUACCUUGGGCUGGAAAUGCACACAACAGUGAACAGGCAUUACGAUGUGGAAUUAAACAAGCUUUGGCACUUUGUGAACAGCAGGCAUGGAGCUCAGUUGCUUUUCCAGUAAUUGGACCUGGAGUGGCACUGGCUAUGCCUGUACAAUAUGCCUCUAAUAUUCUGGUUGGAGAGAUUGAGAAAUUUGGCCGGGCUGCAUCCACUAGUUCUCUCAGGACCAUACGAAUUGUAAUAAUGCCUAAUUACCCAGAUUCUGAAGAGAUAUACCAGGUAGUUAAUUUUGGGUUAACUGCAAUAAUGGUGGAUCACACAGGACAGGCUGCCUUACAGUCUCUAAGCUCCGAAAUUGAUGAAAUCACCAUCCCAUUAGCCAGAUGUCAGGUCCAUCUGAUAUUUGGAGACAUCAGCAAUGAGACUACUGAUGUCAUUGUAAACACCACAGACUUUACUGACUUACAGACAGAUGUGUGCAAUGACAUCCUGACUAUUGCUGGACCACAAGUCAGGGCUGCUAUAACAGGAGUGCAGGUAGAAAAAGGAAAAAUCUUUAUCACCCAGCCUGGAGAUUUCCCCUGCAAGGAGAUUAUGCAUGUGUGUGGAGCAAAGGAUACAGGCAUAAUUAAAACACUGGCCCGAGAUAUCCUGCUUAAAUGUGAACAAAGUGGCUACCAGUCAGUAGCCAUUCCUGCUAUUUGUGCUGGGAAAGGAGGGUUAGAUUCCCAUCUGGUUGCUCAGGCUAUUCUCCAGGGAGUGAAGGAUGCUACAGUACAAGCUAACCUCAACUAUGUUAAAAUAAUUCACAUUGUUCUGAAGAAAAUCCAUGUCUUUUUGGAGUUCAAAGCAAUGGCACAACAGAUUUUUGGAACAUUUACCCAGAAAACAGCUCCUUUGUCAUUAACACCUUUCAGAGCAGCUCCAUCAUCUUUGACCCUAGACCAUACCUCUCUUUUGCAGUCUCUUCAGGAUCAGAAUAUCAAAGCUGAAUUUCUUGUAGUUGGGAUAGCCAAUGAUAAUGUCUCAAGGGCAUGUCAAAAGCUUCAACAAGCAUAUCAAAGCCAAUGCUCUUCUCAAUAUGUUUCACAAGAUGAAAUUAAACAACUCACUUCAACUGAAAUUGAUGAUAUUCUCAAUAAUGUGAAUUCUCUGGGUAUUCAGGUAAGCCAGCGAGGACCUAAUGGUUUGGAAGUUAUUGGACUGACAAAAGGGGUAAAUAAAUUCAUGCAACUGAUACGAGGGAGGUAUGUGGUACCACAGGCCCUGGGCAAGUGGUAGCCUUGUGGUUAAGACGUUAGGCUACCAAUCAGAAGGUUGUGAGUUUGAUCCCAGGUCCACCAAGCUGUCACUUUUGGGCCCCUGAGCAAGGCCCUUAACACUCAAUUGCUCAGUUGCCUAAAAAAAAUUAGAUAAUGUAAGUUGAUCUGGAUAAGGGCUUCUGCCAAGUGCUGUAAAUGUAAAUGUAUGUAGUGGAUUUCAAUGAAACAGUACUGUACUGCUCCAGGAGAUCAACAAAAGUUAUGAUUUUGCUCAGCAUUAACAGAGCAAUGUAUGAGAUAAUAUAAACUUUUUGGGUGAAAUUUUCUUUAUUCUGCUGAAGACAAAAAAAAAUGUUUGUAUUUACCACAUAUACUGUAUGUAUAUUUCCUAUUUCUUUUAAUAUUACCUCUAAGAAACUGUGAAGAAGAAACUAGAACUAUAGUUCUAUAUACUCUACAAUGCGAUGAUAUAAUGCUUAAUUCUAUAAUGCUGCAGUACUUAACAACAAUGAUUCCCAUUAUUAGGGCAAAUGGUGUCUCUAAAUACCCAUACAGAAUUUGAUACAUUAUUUGAUAUACUAGAACUGCCCUCUAUUCUCAGUUCUGUAAUUCAAAGAUUUGCGUCAAGCUUGAUAUUGAGCAAUUUCUUUGGAAGCUUUACUUACAGUAGGUGUGAAACAAUAAAACAGGUUCAAACAA
Molecule: messenger RNA, 4093 nt
Organism: Tachysurus fulvidraco (yellow catfish)
Lineage: Eukaryota; Metazoa; Chordata; Actinopteri; Siluriformes; Bagridae
Exons: 11
Coding region: 138-3413 (1091 amino acids)
Biological process (GO): negative regulation of gene expression
Cellular component (GO): cytoplasm; nucleus
Molecular function (GO): transcription corepressor activity
Source: RefSeq, a predicted model, not a curated record